This is a messenger RNA of Haliotis rubra (blacklip abalone), 1649 nucleotides long. Its product is annotated as agmatinase, mitochondrial-like. The transcript is spliced from 8 exons. The coding region runs from base 177 to 1217 and encodes 346 amino acids. Gene Ontology annotation, molecular function: metal ion binding; agmatinase activity. NCBI's taxonomy places the organism in Eukaryota, Metazoa, Mollusca, Gastropoda, Lepetellida, Haliotidae. The record is from RefSeq and is a predicted model, not a curated record.
CCGUUUGCUGUUGGCUAGCUGUAUCUGUCAAGUCCACUCACUAUGGGUUGUACUACAGCGAUCAACCAAUAACCAACGAUAAACUGAACCUAUUAACAGUCUAUAAUAAAAUCACAUGCCUUCAUAUCACGCUAAGAGGCCACGGAUGUAACACAGUGUCUGAAUCUAACAGCUAAAUGAUGUUUCAGAGAACCUUGUUGUCAGCUGGCCGACUUCUGUCAGGGACGGUCAAGCAAUCCCCGAGCCCCCGUGCCUUCUGCACCACCCCAAGGACAGCCGCCUUCAACCAACCCCUUUCCCCUGAUGUUCUUCCCCGACCAGCUGGUGUCUGUACGAUGAUGAGACUCCCGUCACAAGAAACCACUAAGGGUUUAGAUGUAGGUUUCAUUGGUGUCCCCUUUGAUCUCGGGGUUGGGUACCGGAAUGGUGCCAGGAUGGGGCCGAGGUUUGUGAGAGUUGAGUCGGCCUACCUUAAAUCACUCAAUGCAAGCACAGGUGCUGCCCCGUUCGAGUCUCUGCAAGUAGCAGAUGUCGGUGACGUCAGACUGAACCAGUAUAAUGCGGUUACCGCUUGCGAAGACAUCCGAAAAUAUUACUCCAACAUAGAGUGUGUCCCGCUGACGAUAGGGGGAGAUCACACUAUCACAUACCCUAUACUACAGGCUUUGAAGGAGAAGCAUGGACCUAUGGGCCUGAUACAGCUUGACGCCCACACAGAUACAGUGGACAAUAUAGCCGGGGACACUAUCUGCCACUCCACCCCCUUCAGACGCGCCGUGGAGGAUGGUUGUAUCUUACCAGAGAAGACGGUGCAGAUUGGCAUUCGUGGAGGCGGGUACUCAAUGGACUAUGUACAGUGGGGCAUUGAUCAGGGUUUCCGUGUGGUCCGCGCUGAGGAAUGCUGGCACAAGUCACUUAAACCUCUCAUGGAAGAAGUAAGAGACAUGAUGGGAGAUGUACCGGUAUAUGUGACCUUUGACAUCGACGCCCUUGACCCUGCGUACGCUCCGGGGACAGGUGCGUUGGAGAUCGGUGGACUGACGCCAAUACAAGCGUUGGAGGUGAUCCGGGGCUGUAGAGGCCUCAACGUCAUCGGCGGCGAUGUUGUGGAGGUGUCGCCGCCCUACGACAACAAUAGUAUGACGUCAAUGGCCGCAGCUCAUUUCUUGUUUGAGAUGCUAUGUAUUCUUCCCGGUGUCAAAUAUUAUCCGCUGUGAUCUCAUAAAUGAAACCUCUCAAAGUGUUGCUCAGGAAGUCAGCCUUCACCGACUGACAUCUCAAGAAAGAGCUACUGGGGCCGUGUUUCACAUCUCGUUUGUUAUGUUCUGGUUUGUUAAAAUCGAUUGAAAUACUUACAUCACACCACGCCGUGUCGUCCUCGCCAUCUUCUUUGUCGCAUCGCACGAAAACGCGGUCCUCAUAUGAACCUGACAUAAGCAGCAACCGAUUGCAGUUGGUAACGAUAGUAUAAUAUGUAAAUGAGAAAAAGGACAUGCGUCGAAAUACCUUUGACAGCUGAUCUUAUAUCUGUAUAAACAGGGUAUGUAUUAAUUAUAAAGGACACUUUGUGAUCUGAUGGUUUAAUCACGGCCAAACGGCCAUGUUAAUUCCACUGGUUUACAUACUGAUCUACAAAUAAAACACCUCAC